UAUCAGCUGCCGCAGCAUGCGUCUGCAGUUUACCAGAGCGAGCCCCGCAGCUAUCAUCAGCAGCGGUUACUGAAUGUGCCAGAGGGGAGAAUGAUGAAGCCUCAGCAGCAGCUGCUGCAUGAAGACCAUUGAGAAAAGUAGUCAUCCUCAGUGUGACCUCGGCUCACCCAUUCUCAGCAGCGGUUAUCGAAUGCGCUCAGCGCCACAACUGCACCAGAGGAGGAAGUGUAAAAAUAAAGAAGGAGGAAGGGGUGAGGAGAUGGAGUGAAGACAGCCGCUGGGCGACUCUCACAGAUCAUGAAUGAAAGAUCCAGAAGAAUGAUGAUGAUUAAUGCGUUUCUGCUCCUCACCUUUUCAGCCGUCCCAGCAUGGAGCCAGGCUGUGAGGGACGUGUGUGCAACCUGCCACACCAACGCCACAUGUGAGGACAAGUUAGACGGCUCUGGUAAAGUCUGCAACUGCAAUCACGGCUUUGUCGGAAACGGGAUCAAUUUUUGUCAAGAUAAAAAUGAGUGUCAGAUAGGAACCAUUAAGAUCUGUGGGCAGCACACUACCUGCCACAACACGUAUGGUAGUUACUACUGUACCUGCCUGUCUGGGUACAGCCCGUCCAACAACAUGGCUGUCUUCAUCCCAAACGACGGAACCCACUGCCAAGAUAUUGAUGAGUGCAGGAUCACAGGGAUAUGUGGGGAGGGAGGUCGGUGCAGAAACCUUGAGGGCAGCUUUGACUGCAGCUGCCAGGUUGGGUACCGCGUCCACAACGGAGCUGAGCCUUUUCAUCCUCAGAGAGACGGCGCUUCCUGCGAAGUGGUUGACUGUGGUCAGCCUGUCCCAGCGGAGGACACCGUUCUCCUGUCCAUCACCGGAACCACAUACGGCGGCAUGGCCACGUUCGGCUGCGAUGAAGGCUUUGUGUGGCGGAGAGGAAGCAACAGCUCUGUGUGUGGAGCGGACGGAGCGUGGAGCGGGCCCAGCCUCGUCUGUGAAGAGAUCUUGUGUGGGAAUCCUCCCUUGAUUGAAUUCACAGAGCAGGUGUGGAACCACAGCCCGUCUCCUGGCAGCACAGUGCUGUAUGUCUGUAAAGAGGGCUUUCAUAGUAAAGGAGGACAUGAUGUGUCCAUCUGUGAUAGAAAUGGACAGUGGACAUCUCCAACGUUGUCGUGCCAAGAGAUACUGUGCGGAGAUCCACCUGUUGUGCCCCACACUGCACAGGUGUGGAACAGCAGCGUCACCCCUGGAAGCACGGCCACUUAUUACUGUAAAACAGGAUUUUAUCAUCAGGAAGGUAGCAAUGUGUCGGUGUGUGCGGGAAACGGUUACUGGACAGUGCCUGGCAUUCUGUGCAAAGAAAUUGGCUGCGGAGAGCCCAUACCCAUCCCUCACGCAGUGAUGGCGUGGGAUAGAACUUCAACCGUGGGCUCUAGGGUUGUUUAUAGGUGUGACAGUGGGUAUGUCAAUGUUGGCGAAGGAAAUGUAUCGCUUUGUACUGCCAGUGGAGGAUGGGAUGUACCCUCUCUGUCCUGCCAAGAAAUCAGUUGCUCAGAGCCUCCUUUAAUAGAGCACGCUAAAAUGCAGUGGGAUGGCCAGCCACGCCCGGGUAAUGUGGUGUAUUACCAAUGUGAAGAAGGAUAUUACGCCAGAGGCCUGAGAAACUACUCAGCAUGUGGAGAGAAUGGAUUGUGGCAGGAUGUUGAUCUGUCGUGUGAAGAAAUCAGUUGCUCAGAGCCUCCUUUAAUAAAGCACGCUAAAAUGCAGUGGGAUGGCCAGCCACGCCCGGGUAAUGUGGUCUAUUACCAAUGUGAAGAAGGAUAUUACGCCAGAGGCCUGAGAAACUACUCAGCAUGUGGAGAGAAUGGAUUGUGGCAGGAUGUUGAUCUGUCGUGUGAAGAAGUUAACUGCGGUCCCCCAAAAUGUCUCCCCAACACUAAGCUGCUCUGGAACGGCAGCAGCGCACCGGGCAGUGUUGCCAAGUGUGAAUGUUUGGAUGGAUUUUACCAAGAAAGAGGAAAUAAUUUGUCAACGUGUUCACAGUCAGGACUCUGGGGGGAAGUAUCUGUGAAAUGCAAAGCUAAAUGCGGCCCAGUUCCCUUCCUUGACCACUCAGAGGUAGUGUGGCACAACAGGAGUGUUGUGGUCCACCGCUGUGCAGCAGGGUACCACAGCUGGAGAGGCAGCAACGUGUCUGUGUGUGGCAGCUCUGGACUCUGGCUGAAAGCUACUCUGACAUGCAUUGAAAUCAAGCCCCCAAUUGAUCGUCUUAUACUACAUAAUGGAAACUGUCUGAAGUGGAAAGCAGAGAAGUAUGAGGAAGAUACAGAAGUUUAUAAGGUAAUUUAUUUGGGAUCCAGGGACUACCAGAGAUCAUUUCUAGACAAAGGAUGGCGUUUUUUGAGGUCCAAGGAUGACUGGCUGAGAAUUUGCCUCAACCUGCUUCCAUUAACAAACUAUAGCAUUUCUAUCACUGCGGUAACAGCCAGAUUUACAGCCACCAUCACAGCCAGCACCAGCUUAACAGUACCUCCAGCACCAGCUGUCUACUACGCAGAAUUUGAGACUCCAGUACCAACUUUGAGGUUGCAAAGAUCUCCCAACACGCUGGAUCCUAUAAGUUUCUACCAAAUCUUUGUGCUUCCUGUCGAGGAGAUUCUGAUGUUUGACUGCUCCUCUCCUGCGAGCUUAGACCCUUCAGCAAAAACGCAAUCACUAACUGAGUACAUGACCGCCCAGCUUGUUGUCCAGAAUCUUGCGACAGAAGUGAACUUUACUGUGGGGGAUGGAUCCCUCUACGGGGGCUUCUACAAUGCACCCCUGGAGAGCGGUAACACCUACUUUAUUGUCCUACGAGUUGUCAGCCAGUGGAAAAAGAUGUCGAGAAGUUGCUGUGUCCUUUGGGCUAAAGUAGCAGGCACAUCUUAUGUUCUGAGGGUGUCAUCGCUGUCUGCUGCCGCAUGCGUAGGAGUGGUUGCCCUGGUUUUAUUAGGGGGAUACAGCUUGGCUUGGUGCGUAAACAGGAUCUGACCAUCCUCAGCUCCUGCAUCAUCAGUCAUAGUGACAAAUACAUUUGUUUUCAAACUGUACAUUCUGUAAAUACUUUACAGAUUAUCGUUUACAACACUCAAAAUUAAUAAACUUUUGUUUUCCACUA
Messenger RNA from Fundulus heteroclitus (mummichog), 3148 nucleotides. It is a transcript of the gene susd1, whose product is annotated as sushi domain containing 1. Lineage: Eukaryota; Metazoa; Chordata; Actinopteri; Cyprinodontiformes; Fundulidae. The transcript is spliced from 19 exons. The record is from RefSeq and is a predicted model, not a curated record. Gene Ontology annotation, molecular function: calcium ion binding. The coding region runs from base 298 to 3021 and encodes 907 amino acids.